Sus scrofa (pig) is the source of this 6870-nucleotide messenger RNA. RefSeq names its product coiled-coil domain containing 80 (gene CCDC80). Gene Ontology annotation, biological process: positive regulation of cell-substrate adhesion; extracellular matrix organization. Lineage: Eukaryota; Metazoa; Chordata; Mammalia; Artiodactyla; Suidae. Gene Ontology annotation, cellular component: basement membrane. The record is from RefSeq and is a predicted model, not a curated record.
AGAACAAUGUUUUGAAUCCAGUCAGUAAGAUCCACACAGUGUUGCUCUGUGCAGAGGAUCAAGUGUAUGUGACAGAAACGAUAGUUUCUCUCGGGUGCCUGGGACAGGAUAUUUUCCUGAGUCUUAGUCCCAGGUCAGUGCAGUUCUGCUCAGUUAGCACACCCUCCUCUGCUUGCCUCCUUAUGUUUAGUAUGAUUUUCAUCAAAUAAUCCCCCCUAUCCCAGUGUCACUGAAGUAAUUCUGUUUUGCACAUUCUUUCCUUUACUCCCUCCAAAUUACUGUGUGACAAAUGUCAGGCAGUGUCUUGUCAGUGUGUUCCUAAAUUAGGAUUUCUAAAAUCUAGUUUUGGAUUUUAUUCUUUUUACAUUUCUCUCAACAUUGAUCUCAAAAAUCUCUCUCCACUCUCUUUCUCUCUCUCUGCAAUUAGUUACUAUUUCUUUCUUAGGUAACAGAAAAAAAAAAAAAAAAAAAAAAAAAAAAAAAAAAAAAGGAAAGAUCUAGGUGGAGUGCUUUUAAAAAUAGAGAUUUUAGGAGGAGUUCCAGUUCUGGCAUAGAGGAAACAAACCUGACUAGUAACCAUGAGGUUCUGGGUUUGAUCCAUGGCCCUGCUCAGUGGGUUAAGGAUCCAGCGUUGCCGUGACCUGUGGUGUAGUUCACAGAGGCAGCUCGGAUCUGGCGUUGCUGUGGCUGUGGUGCAGGCUGGCAGCUGUAGCUCCGAUUGGACCCCUGGCCUGGGAAUCUCCAUAUGCCAUGGGUGUAGCCCUAAAAAGACCAACAACAACAACAACAAAAACCAGAGAUUUUAAGCCUAGAAAUUGACUAGAAAUGGACUAGAAAUUGAAGAUCAUUGCAAAUCAUACAUCGGUAUGGGCUUUUCCAGAAAGAGGUGCAUGCUAACUUGCUUCCUAACUGCUCUUAACAGAUGUAUGCUCCCUGGACUUUCCUGGGAAUAUUUUCUGAGGUCCCAGGAGAGGCUUUAUGUGUUGAGGUUGAAAAAUGCUUGUGAGUCUGUGAGAGGGUGCGGUGGGGAAAACUGGGGAGACACUGAGGUGGCAGUUAGGUUUUCUCCCUCCUGUGUGUUUAGCGUGCCAUCUAGUGGCUGAUGCUUACAGGAGGGAAGAAAGUCUGAGUCCCCCCAGGAAGACACAGGUCAGGAUUGGGCUGGCUUUCCCCGUACAAUCCAGGUUGCUAAAGUGACUUGAUUUCAACUUUACCAUUGCAUAGAUGACGAAUGUUAUGCACAUUCUGUGUAGGUUAGUGGAAGCCAUGGGAUAUUCAAGAAAAAGAAUAAAAGACUUUAAGGACCUAUUAAGAAAGGCAAAAAGGAUGGUUACACAAUUAUUCCAGAAUGAAGGACUCUAAAAGUACAAGUGCUCUGGCUAAGCAAAUAAAUGAAACUCUUUUAUGAAUUGGGGAACACAAAAAGAAAUUGAAGAAAAAGGAAAAAGAGAAGGCAGAAGGCAUGGGAAGAAAAUGAUGGGGGGGGACAGUUUAAUACAAUGCUUUGUAGACACCUGGGUUCAAAUUUCAGAGCCACCUCUUAGCAUCUGUGCAACAGUAGGCAAUACUUCCGUUCAUUCAGUCUCAGGUUGUUUAUCUGUAAAAUGAGGACCAUCCCAUCUAUCUGUUAGGGAUGCUGUGAGGGUUAAAGACUACAUGAAAGUGUCAAGCCCAGAGCCUCACGUGAAAGUGCUCAAUAAAUGGUAGUUGUUGUUAGCAGGGAGAGGCGCAAAGAAGGAAGGGAGGCAGGCCAGUAGGGGACUGUGUGGAACACAUGAUGAUUCGAGAAAGAAAAUCACAUCCAAGACUGUCCAAUUUAGCACAGGGCAUUUGAUCAACUUAACAGGUGAAUCCCAGGAAAGAGGAAAUCUCUAACUCCACUGGACAGAGGAUUUCAGCCUGAAGCCCACCUUUGUUCUGUGCUCAUGGGUGUCUGAGAGGGCUCCACAGGAAGGCCUUUUCCUUGGCACCCUUUGGUCUUCAUGCUGUGGUCUGAGAACCUGACAGUCAACCCCUCCAGGUGGUCAAUUCACUGCUGGGAGCUUAUGUGAAGGAAAAGUAAAUGACCAGUCUGAGGUGGGGCUGAUCAAAAGGAGUAACUAGGCACCAUGUUUUAUCCAGAGACAGUAGCCACUGAUACAGCCUAGCUUAUAGGGAUCCUUCUGAAAACCCUGGGUCACCAAUCUCUAUGGCAGUUAAUACUGCUUGAAUGCACUUGGAGAGGCUGGAAGAAAUAUCUACAUAACCCAAGGCACCUUUCCUCCCCACUAAAAGCUGAAUCCUCAUGGCAGAUCCAGGAGGCAUACUCACAGAGCUGCCUCAUUCUCUCCUUUGGGAUCUGACAUGGUUACUUCUAAGGACUGCCUAAAACCCUCUGGACACGCAAAGCCUCUGGAGAGCAAGAUAUUGCAACACACACACAUGCACACACACUCAUGCAUACACACUUGUGUCCUCUGAGGAAGCUCUCGGCCUACCUUCUCUAGCCUGAACCCAGAACUGGAGGUCAUAAUAGCCUUUCCCUGUGUAAUGGCUGACCACAAUCUCAGGAGAACAGCAGCCACUGCCUGCAUUUCUAACCUUUUACCAGCUUCCUUUCAUGCCAAGUAGAAACUAGGAACAAGAACACAGUAAUACGAUCUCCAAUUAGCAUAAAAUAAAAACAACACCAGCCAUGUUUUCCAUGGACUUUUCCAACCUCAAACUAAACUCAUGAAGCAGGGAGAAAGAGAUAAAAAUAUACCCAUGGAACUAAUAUAUAUAUACUGUCGUUGUACGUACAGCCAAGCACUCUGAGCCAAAUGAGUAUCUGUCACUAGGAAAACCAAGCAGUCAGAUGUAGAAAUCUGAGAAUUUUCCCUUUUCCAAAGUGCAGUGUAAGUACAAACAGGAAGGGACAGUGUCCUGAUGACUCGGUGGGGAAGGGGUUAAGUCCUCAGCCAUCCAGUUCUUAAGUGAUUUAUGAUGAUGUGCAAUGUUUCAAAACUUUCCCCUACCCCAAAGAACAGCCCCCUCCCCUACACCCCCUCCCCAGUCCAGGCUCACCGCUCACCGUGCUGAAAUGGGAAGGAGGCGGUGUUUUGCUGAUCUGUUAAAUUCUUAGUGAAGUUUCCUUGAUUUCCAGUGGCUGCUGUUGUUUGAGUUUGGUUUGGAUCAAAACUGAGGUUGUCCUGGCAUUUCUGGGAUUGAAUCCAGGCAAGAGGAAGAAGAAAAAGGAGAAGGAAAAAGAGGAGAGGAAAAGGUGGCGAGAAAUAAAGGGAGGAGAGAAGCCUAAGGAAAAGAGAAAAGUCCUUUUUCAACAUCACAUUCCUGUGUUUUCCCUCAGCCUGGAAAACAUAUUAAUCCCAGGGCUUUUACGCUCGGAAACAAAAGGACGAAGCCAGACUGUGGGGGAAAGGGUGAUAAGAAUCCUGGAACUGGAAAGAGAGAAAGAGCAAGAUUCAGAAAGAGCUGGGGCUCCACUUUAAGGGGAGUCCAGUGCUGUCGGCUGUGGGGACUGGCACACACAGACACAAGAAGCCCCAGCAGAAGCGGCAGACACAUGGAGAUGCAAAGACUUAAAAGGACAGCUCCUUUCACCGCAUCCUACUUGUCAAGAAGGUAAAAAGGCACAGCCAGAAAGAAAAGAAGACAGCUCAGCCGUCAGGUCCGGACAGGCGGUGGUCUGUGUGCGGCUUUGGGAGCUGGAGCUGCAGCACACCCCUUUGUAUCAGCCAGCCUCUCAAAGGAGAAGAGAGUUCGGAGGAAAAGUAUUUCAUCUAGGAACUGUCCUGGGAGCACACUUCAGAUUGCUUUUUAAACCCUCCACAUUCCAUCUCCAUGAGCCACCAUUGGAUUGCACAAUGAUAUGGAGAAUGGGACCCAGUUUUACCAUGCUGUUGGCAUUGUGGCUGGUGUGCGGAUCAGAGCCCCACUUGCAGGCCAGGAAUAGAGUGAGCCAUGGAGGGCGGAAAGCGCCUCUGGUUUCCCCCACCAACAGAAGGCCAGCUCGGUUACUGAGGCACACAGGGAGGUCUCAGGGAAUUGACAGAACCACUCUGGGAGAACCAAACCUUCAGUCUCUCCAAAGAAGGAGGAGCAUACCGGUGUUGAGAGUGGCUCACGCAACGGCACUGCCAGCCUCGCUGGGCAUCAGUGGGGCCCCGGUGAGAACUGAGCAGAGACCAGCAGCCCAGAGCUCUCCCCGUCAGAUGGUCCGAGAUGAGGGGUCCUCGGGUCGGUCAAGAAUGUUGCGCUUCCCGUCUGGGUCCAGCUCUCCCAACAUCCUUGCCAGCUUUGCAGGGAAGAACAGGGUGUGGGUCAUCUCGGCCCCUCACGCCUCGGAAGGCUACUACCGCCUCAUGAUGAGCCUCCUGAAGGACGACGUGUAUUGUGAGCUGGCGGAGAGGCACAUCCAGCAGAUCGUGCUGUUCCACCAGGAAGGAGAAGAAGGCGGCAAAGUGCGGAGGAUCACCAGCGAAGGCCGGGUCCUAGAGCAGCCCCUGGACCCCAGCCUCAUCCCAAAGCUCAUGAGUUUCUUGAAGCUGGAGAAGGGCAAGUUCAGCAUGGUGCUCCUGAAGAAGACACUGCAGGUGGAAGAGCGCUACCCUUACCCCGUCAGGCUGGAGGCCAUGUACGAGAUCAUCGACCAGGGCCCCAUCCGCAGGAUAGAGAAGAUCAGGCAGAAGGGUUUUGUGCAAAAAUGUAAGGCCUCUGGGGUGGAGGGCCAGGUGGUGCAGGAGGGGAACAAUGGUGGAGAGGCAGGAAGACCAGGCCUGAGCAGUGAGAAGAGGAAAGAAGAGCAGAGGAGAGCACAAAUGCCACCAACCAGAGAAAGCCGGCUGAAGGUGCUGAGAAAACCGGCCACCCCGACGGGGGCCCCUCCCCCACCUCCUCCAACCCCACGGGCCACCACCCUGCCUCCUGCUCCAGUCACAACAGUGACUCGGGCCACCUCUCGGGUGGUGACCAUAGCUGCAAGACCUACAACCACCACGGCCUUUCCAACCACCCAGAGGCCCUGGACCCCCCGGGCCCACCCUUCCGACCACCCCCAUAGGUCCCCUGCAACAGCCGAAGUGACCACUGCCAGGGGGUCCGUGGCCUCAGAGAAUCUCUACCCUCCACCCAGGAAGGAGCAGCCUAAGGAAAAGCCGCAGACCACCAGGAAGCCCAGCAAAGCCACCAGCUUCGAGAGCUUCACGGCUGCCCCUCCCACCACCAUCUCCGAGCCCAGCACCCGGCCCGGCGCGGGCCGUUUCCGGGACAACCGCACAGACAAGCGGGAGCAUGGCCACCGGGACCCAAAUGUGGUGCCAGGUCCUCACAAGCCAGCAAAGGGGAAACCUCCCAAAAAGAAAACCCAGGACAAAAUUCUUAGUAAUGAGUAUGAGGAUAAGUAUGACCUCAGCCGGCCGACGGCGUCUCAGCUGGAGGAGGAGUUGCAGGUGGGGAACCUACCCCCAAAAAAAGCAAAGGAGUCCAAAAAGCAUGAAAAGCUUGAGAAACCCGAGAAGGAGAAGAAAAAAAAAGUGAAGAGUGAGAAAGCAGACAAGUUACUCAAGAGUGAAAAACAAGUGAAGAAGGACAAGGCUGAGAAGAAGAGCAGACAGGAGAAAGAGAAGAACAAGAAAAAAAAGGCAGGGAGGACAGAGCAGGAUGGGCAACUGAAACCCACCAAACAUUUCACUCAGAGUCCCAGGAAGCCUGUGACUGACCUGCUGGGGCCCUUUGAAGGCAAACGAAGGCUCCUGCUGAUCACGGCUCCCAAGGCUGAGAACAACAUGUAUGUACAGCAGCGAGAUGAGUAUCUGGAAAGCUUCUGCAAGAUGGCCACGAGGAAAAUCUCCGUGAUCACCAUCUUUGGUCCUGUCAACAACAGCACCAUGAAAAUCGACCACUUCCAGUUAGACAACGAGAAACCCAUGCGCGUGGUGGAUGAUGAGGACUUGGUAGACCAGCAUCUCAUCAGCGAACUGAGGAAGGAGUAUGGAAUGACCUACAAUGACUUCUUCAUGGUGCUCACGGAUGUGGACCUAAGGGUCAAGCAAUAUUAUGAGGUGCCUAUAGCCAUGAAGUCCGUGUUUGAUUUGAUUGAUACUUUCCAGUCCCGAAUCAAAGACAUGGAAAAGCAGAAGAAGGAGGGCAUUGUUUGCAAGGAAGAUAAGAAGCAGUCACUGGAGAACUUCCUAUCCAGGUUCCGAUGGAGGAGGCGGUUGCUGGUGAUCUCCGCUCCUAAUGAUGAAGACUGGGCCUAUUCACAGCAGCUCUCUGCCCUCAGUGGUCAGGCAUGCAAUUUUGGUCUGCGCCACAUAACCAUACUGAAGCUUUUAGGUGUCGGAGAGGAAGUAGGGGGAGUUUUAGAACUGUUCCCGAUUAAUGGGAGCUCUGUUGUGGAGCGAGAAGACGUACCAGCCCAUUUGGUGAAAGACAUACGUAACUAUUUUCAAGUGAGCCCAGAGUACUUCUCCAUGCUUCUAGUUGGAAAAGAUGGAAAUGUGAAAUCCUGGUAUCCUUCUCCAAUGUGGUCCAUGGUGAUUGUGUACGAUUUAAUUGAUUCAAUGCAACUCCGGAGGCAAGAAAUGGCCAUUCAGCAGUCACUGGGAAUGCGCUGCCCAGAAGAUGAGUAUGCAGGCUAUGGUUACCAUAGUUACCAUCAAGGAUACCAGGAUGGUUACCAGGAUGACUACCGUCAUCAUGAGAGUUACCACCAUGGAUACCCUUACUGAACAGAAACAUGUAACCUUAGCCCCAGCCAAUUUUCCUUGCAGCUGUUAAAGCCACAUGUGGCCAGCUAUGUAAAGGAAAGUUCUUCCACACUGCCUACAUUCCCUGCCUUUUUCUUUCAGUGUUCUUCCAAGAUGAAAUAAAUAGCAAACUUUUGCCUAUUGA